Messenger RNA from Ostrea edulis (European flat oyster), 1368 nucleotides. RefSeq names its product monoglyceride lipase-like. The record is from RefSeq and is a predicted model, not a curated record. Lineage: Eukaryota; Metazoa; Mollusca; Bivalvia; Ostreida; Ostreidae. Gene Ontology annotation, molecular function: lipase activity. Gene Ontology annotation, cellular component: membrane. The transcript has 8 exons. Bases 427 to 1335 code for a protein of 302 amino acids.
GAAGUCAGGUCAUAUUUGAAAUAGUGAAAUCAUUGGUAAAAUUUAACAUACAAAUCUUUAUAGCUGGUGAAAGAUAAGAUUGGCAGAAAGGCUAGCAAUUGUUUUAUUCACCGUCAGUGUAUUAAAGUACACACAGCGUCAGUCUAUUAAAGUACACAUAACGGAUGCCCGGUUGGUCCUUGGAAGUGAAUGGAUAUUUGGUUUGGAUGUUUUAACAACAAAGGUCAGCAAGUUUUGGAUAGGACGUUUGUGUUUAAUAUCCAGUCGGAUAUGACCGACAAUUUCAUUUGAAUGUGCAUUUUGACAGUAACCCAGCCCUAAUCCUGCUAGGAAUCUGACGCAUUUCUCCAUUGUUGUGGAUACUGAGGUCGGCCGCAUUACAUGUAAUUUAACGAGUCUAGUGAACAUUCUAGUCCACAGGAAACAAUGACAGCAAGGUCGUGUCUGUUAUUCCGGAAAGGUCUGGACCAUUGUUAUAGGGAAUUCGACAGAUUUCGGGAUGAUGGGCCUCUGAUCUGGGUCAGGCAGUGGACGCAGGUUGAUUGUAAUGAUGAGGAGAUAAGUAGAAAGGCUCUAAUAUUCGUCAGUCACGGUCUAGGAGAGCAUGGGGGAUGGUAUGAUGAGCUUGGACAGGAACUCGCUAAAAUCGGAUUUCUAGUUUUCUCUCACGAUCAUGUGGGCCAUGGUAAAAGUCCUGGUCUGCACAACCACGUUGACAGCUUUAAGGAAUACACCUCUCUUAUUUUUGAACACUGUGACGAAAUCAAGAAAAACUAUCCGGAUUUACCUUUAUUCCUCUUUGGACACUCCAUGGGAGGAGCCGUAGCUCUACUGGCAGCUCUUGAACAGCCGGACUAUUUUGAUGGCGUCAUUACAUCAGAUCCUUUUGUAGUCCCAACCAAAGACGUACCGUCAAAAAUACAACAAUUUGUCAUAAAGUAUAUAAUAUCACGGGUGUGUCCUCAACAUAAGCUUCGGUACAUUGAUUCCAAGGACAUCUGUCGCGAUCCCGGGAUGAUUAGAAGAUUUGAAGAGGACCCCCUGAUCCAUCCAUUUCUAAAGGCGAAAUGGGGUGUAGCGUGGCUCGACGGUUCUGAAAAAAUUCAAGAGAGUCUAGAAGCAAUUUCUUUUCCGUUCCUAGCUCUCCAUGGUAGCGCUGAUCCCAUCAGUGACGUCAACUUCUCGCGAGAGUUGUUUGACAAAGCAACAAGUCGAGAUAAAGAGUUGAAGAUUUAUUCGGGAUAUCUCCACGCCCCUCUGUAUGAACCGGAAGAGGACAGAAUACUAGUUCUCCAGGAUAUAAAGCAAUGGCUGCAAAAAAGAAUAGCCACGUAGAAUUAGAAAAGAUUGUGAAGACGUUUAUCUGUG